GUGUAUAAUGCGACAUGGCACUAUGUGGAGGGUGUUGGUGGUAGGGGAUUUGGUAUGCAAGUGAAAAAGGGCCAUCCACCGCAACUGUGGACAGAUGAUGAGGUGAGGAAGGGUUCUGUAGAGGACAAUAAUGAUAAUGAGAAACCCGAGGAUGGACGUCUGGAGUUGAUGGUGCUUACCUCUAAGAAAGGAUGGUCAUACACAGAGUUCAGUAUGGAGGGGAGCUGCGAUAUUUAUGUUAACAAGGAGGUGAUGCGUGUAUGGUAUAAAAUUCUAAAAGAUAUGGAUGAGUAUUUU
Molecule: messenger RNA, 297 nt
Organism: Trypanosoma theileri
Lineage: Eukaryota; Euglenozoa; Kinetoplastea; Trypanosomatida; Trypanosomatidae
Product: putative retrotransposon hot spot (RHS) protein
Exons: 1
Source: RefSeq, a predicted model, not a curated record